AUGGACUUGAAUACUAAUGACACAUUCAUGGCUUGGACACUACUGAUAAGGGACAAGGAACACUUCAUCAGGAAGCUUGCUGAGAAAGUUGAGGACCAUUCCUUAUUAAAUUGCACUCCAUCCCCUCGGAUCAUCUCAGAUCAUGUCGGGGCUUCGAGGAAUGGAACCGAAACUGGGAAAGCUGCAGGCAUAUGUGAUAUCCCUGCUGAAUUGCUAAAGUCUGGAGGUGAACCUCUGGAAUGGGGCUUGCUGAGUCUUGACUGUCAUCUGGCACAAGGUUUUGCCCACAUUCUUCUGGACUGGAUCCAUGACUACCUACUAAGGCACCAGAGACCAGAACAGUCUGGAUUAAUUCCUGGCAAGUAUACAAGAGACCUUAUCCCAGCACUUCAAGUCAUUGUGGAAUGCCAUUGUGAGUUUGGUCAUUGGUUGCUUGCAGCCUACAUCAACCUCAAGAAGGCACUUGACUGA
Molecule: messenger RNA, 471 nt
Organism: Penaeus chinensis
Lineage: Eukaryota; Metazoa; Arthropoda; Malacostraca; Decapoda; Penaeidae
Exons: 3
Coding region: 1-471 (156 amino acids)
Source: RefSeq, a predicted model, not a curated record